Molecule: messenger RNA, 2221 nt
Organism: Myxocyprinus asiaticus (Chinese sucker)
Lineage: Eukaryota; Metazoa; Chordata; Actinopteri; Cypriniformes; Catostomidae
Gene: eri2
Product: ERI1 exoribonuclease family member 2
Exons: 8
Coding region: 52-1986 (644 amino acids)
Biological process (GO): exonucleolytic trimming to generate mature 3'-end of 5.8S rRNA from tricistronic rRNA transcript (SSU-rRNA, 5.8S rRNA, LSU-rRNA)
Molecular function (GO): zinc ion binding; nucleic acid binding; 3'-5'-RNA exonuclease activity
Source: RefSeq, a predicted model, not a curated record
ACGUCACAGGACGCGAGGAAUCAACCGGAAACUGUCAGCAUAACACCGGAAAUGCAGUCAGUGCGCGGAACAUUUAAAAGUUGCGCGAGUGUUUGUGUUAUUAGUUUUAUUAGUUUCGUUUGUUGUCCAGUUCUGCUGAUUUCACUAAAACUCGAAUGUAAAUUUCCUGCAUGUGUGAAAUCCUGCUGCAGAAUGUCAACAAAGAGUCUGGCGAAGAAACUGGGGUUGAUCCGACAGCGCAGUCAGUCAUGCAGUGAGACACGUCAGCAGCAGUCUGUGUGCAAGCAGCACUUCAGAUUCCUGAUCAUCAUUGAUUUUGAAUCCACAUGCUGGAGAGAGAAGAACAACUAUGGUCAGGAGAUCAUCGAGUUUCCUGCCGUCCUGCUCAAUGUGUCCAAUGGAAAAGUGGAGUCAGAGUUUCACUCGUACGUUCAGCCGCAGGAGCAUCCUGUUCUGUCAGAGUUUUGCACAGAGCUCACGGGUAUCACACAGGAUCAGGUGGAGUUAGCUCCACCCCUCCACAUCUGUCUGUCCAGAUUCAUCCGCUGGUUACACAGCCUCCAGCAGGAAAAGGGCGUGGUCUUUGAGAGUGACAGUAAAGGCCCUGCCCCCUCUGGACAGCCCUGUGCUUUUGUCACAUGGUCAGAUUGGGAUUUGGGAGUGUGUUUGCUGUACGAGUGUAAACGGAAGCAGAUCUGUGUUCCUGAAGCUUUAAAGAGCUGGAUUGACCUGCGAGCCACGUACAGGGUAAAAACACACACACACGCGUGUCUCUCUGGUCAGUGCGUGGAUUGUGUCAAGUGUAAUUGUCCUGUUUGUCAGCUCUUCUAUAACAGGAAACCCAAAGGACUGAGAGGAGCUCUGAUGGACCUCGGCAUCCAGUUUACAGGAAGAGAACACUCGGGUCUGGUGGACGCAAGGAACACGGCUAUGCUGGCAUGGCGGAUGGUUUGUGAUGGUUGUGUGCUGACUGUGACGAAGUCUCUGAGGCGGACCGUGGUGAAGCCUAGACCUCUGCGGGGAAACAUCUCUGAGCGCUCGACUCGUCCUGCAUCGGUGGCUGAAGAUAAACAACCACAGACGCUCAUUUCACCACACACUGUCCUCAACACAAACAAACCAGUGUGUGUCAGCAUCCCACAAACACACUUUCUACUGACCACCAAAAUGACUGACACGACCUAUGACCCCGACACACUAGACACCUGCUGGAGAGACGGAGUCAUACUGACAGAGGAGGAGGAGCCUAGUUCCUAUGAUGAUGUGCCUUUGGGGGACGAGCCUAGUUGCUAUGACAACAUAACUUUGGGGGAGGAGCCUAGUUCCUAUGAUGAUGUGGCUUUGGAGGAGGAGCCUAGUUCACAUUAUGUUGUUCCUCUGGGGGCGGAGCCUGAUGCUGUUGGGCCGUCUGUCUCAGAUUCAUCCAGUGAUGAUUCUGACCGGCUUCUGAGAACCAGAAACUCUGAAAGUUGUAAAAAACCUUUGAUCCAAAGCCACUCUACCACAGAACCCAACAAAACCACAUCAAACCUCCAUAAACCACAUCCCUCCAGACCAGCGAGUCUCUUUAAAACACCUAAACUCCCUCACACAGACCUGUACGGGCCCGUCUCUCGUUUGUUAGGACGCAGCGCUGCUCCAUUUAGUGUGUACAGUGACCCGACUGCUGACCCACCUGUCAGCACCAGAACGCCCAGUGUGUCCCGCCCCCCUCUCUCCUGCGCUGUCAAUCACUCCUCAGCAGCCAAUAAGAGAACGUCUCCUCUGUGUGCGUGUGGGCGCAGGGCCAGGCGUCUGACGGUGGGUAACGGUGGGCCCAAUCACGGCCGCGUGUUUUACAGCUGUCCCGUCAGACGGCAGGGCUGUGAUGGGCGACACAAGGGCUGUGAGUUCUUCCAGUGGGAAUCUGGAUUCAUCCAGACCAGAACACAAAACCACCUGAGAACACCAAAGACCAGCAGCUGUAGAACCAGAACACUCCGCUAAACCACAACACUCUCUGUCUCUCUCUCAUUCUCUCUGGAUCAUAGGGUUAAAAAAAACACACUGAUAUUUACAGUGAAAUGUGAUUGAAAUACUAGUUUUAUUCUAAUUAUCUCAUGAAAUGGGUUUUAAAACAGCAGUGUGAUUUUAAACAUGAACAAAAUAAAACCUGAAGAUUGAUUGACAAUAUUGUUUUAGGAACAAAACUGUAAAUUAAUUUUAAAUAUAAUAAAUCACU